AAAAUCUGUCAAUGAGGAGGAUAGGAGAAAAGGGUAAGGUAUGGGCAUUGGGCGGGUGUGCCCUGUGAUAUUAUAUUAUUAUGCGUGCGCACCUCACCUCACCUCGCCUUGCCUUACCUUACCUUACCUUAUCUCACUAUAUUUGGUUCUUUCUUUCUAUUACAACACUACACCAUCUAGAUUCUCUAUAAGUCUAAAGUCUUUCCUCCUUUUCAUUCCCACAACAAAAUUCUCUUGUCUUUUCGUUUCAUAUUUCAUCAACCAUACAAUUUUCGCGUCACCUAUAAAAUUCCUAUCUUUUCCCUCUACUCUCAUCUGCUUACUUUAUAUGUUAAAGGUGUAAAUCAGGUGAUGAUAUAUAGUAUAUUUAUCUUCUAGUUGCAUGAUCUUUGACCUCUUAUUGGGUCUUCCAAACUAUGGAAUUUGAAUACCAGGAGGAAUACAUCAGGAAUUCAAGAGAUGUCCAGCUUUUUUCUUGCAGAUGGUUGCCUCUUUCUCCUUGUAAAGCUCUUGUUUUCCUCUGCCAUGGAUAUGGCAUGGAAUGCAGCAGUUUCAUGAGAGGAUGUGGUAUCAAGCUCGCAUGUGCUGGCUAUGCAGUGAUUGGUAUGGAUUAUGAGGGGCAUGGAAGGUCGAAGGGAGCCCGCUGUUAUAUUAAGAAGUUUGACAAUGUUGUGAAUGACUGUUAUGACUUUUUCAAGUCAGUUUCUGAGCAGGAUGAGUAUAGGCAUAAACGGAGAUUUUUAUAUGGAGAGUCAAUGGGAGGAGCUGUUGCGUUGCUACUCCACAAAAAGGACCCCGCCUUUUGGCACGGUGCAGUCCUUGUUGCACCCAUGUGUAAGAUAUCGGAAAAGGUGAAGCCUCACCCCGUUGUUAUUGAUAUCUUGACAAAAGUGGAGGAGAUUAUACCCAAAUGGAAGAUAGUUCCCUCGAAAGAUGUUAUUGAUUCGGCAUUCAAAGACCCUAUCAAGCGCGAAGAGGUUAGGAGUAACAAGCUCAUAUAUCAAGAGAAACCCAGGUUGAAAACAGCUCUGGAAAUGCUGAGAACGAGCAUCAGCCUCGAGGACAGCUUAAGUGAGAUAACCGUGCCAUUCUUUGUACUGCAUGGGGAGGCAGACAUAGUGACAGACCCAGAAGUGAGCAGAGCACUGUAUGAGCAAGCCAGUAGCAUAGACAAGACCAUCAAACUGUACCCAGGAAUGUGGCACGCUUUGACAUCCGGAGAGCCUGAUGACAAUGUUGAGCUUGUUUUUAGCGACAUUGUGGCAUGGCUUGACAAGCGCUGCGACCUUGACAACAACAGGACGCUGCAGAGCCAGUUCCUUGCCCAUCGUGUGGCCCCUGUUGUGAGAUCUGCACCCACGACACCCUUGAUGAACGGCAGAAGCAAAAAGAAGCAACAAUCGAGGGCGUAUGGUAAAUAUUUAUGUGGUUGGAAAGGACCUCGUAUGCAUCAUCACUCGGCGAUGUAGAGCCUUUGAUAGUUACUUCUUGUGUGUGUAAACCUUGUGUUUUUGUGUUGAAGGGUUGGGGAAGAACUCUACUUUUAGUUAUAGUACAUGACUAUAAAAAUAAAGGAAAAAUUAACACUGUUUAUAUAAUUUCCCUAAAUAAGCUCUUCGUUUCU
This is a messenger RNA of Beta vulgaris subsp. vulgaris (sugar beet), 1624 nucleotides long. Its product is annotated as caffeoylshikimate esterase. The transcript is spliced from 8 exons. NCBI's taxonomy places the organism in Eukaryota, Viridiplantae, Streptophyta, Magnoliopsida, Caryophyllales, Amaranthaceae. The record is from RefSeq and is a predicted model, not a curated record. Gene Ontology annotation, molecular function: lipase activity. Bases 417 to 1469 code for a protein of 350 amino acids. Gene Ontology annotation, cellular component: membrane.